AUGACUCCUAUAGCUGAUUCAAGUUUAGAUCCCACGAGUGCUAGACUCUCCAAGGAUCGUCUGUUUGCUUCCCUGAAGCCAUUGUGCAUCCAAUGCAUGGAUCCUAUACUGUGUUGGAAAUGGAAUCCGUCUUCAACUCGUCCGACAUCCAGUCAUCCAGUCGCUAUGCUCCUUGCUGAGCUUGAUUCACAGAUCUCUGGCUUGUCUGUGACAGAUGCUGCUGAUUUGGUUGCUCCUUUGCUAGCAUACAUUUCAUUCCCAUUGGUAGAAGCCAUCAAGUCUCGCAUGGCAACUAGCACCACGACAGAGUGUGUUUGUCGCUGUUUGGCAUUUCUGUUGCAAACAUCUGCACCGUCUGUCAAGUAUUUUCAACCACCUCCUGCGCUGGUAUCUCAGUUACUGUUGGAACUUCCUCUAAUUAUCUUCUCUCCAUCGUUGAUCAAUAAUAAGCAAACCUUACCACAGAAUCCUCGUCAAUCGUUGGCAUUAACUGCUGUCCGUCCAAGCGAAGAUCUUAAACUAUGUGUUGUCAAGGCUUUGAGUGCUUUAUUUGCUGGCCAACAAGCAAUGCAAUCUCGUCCAGAGUGCACCACUUCUAUUGAUUUCACCUCUGCUCAACUCCAGCCUAUACUUGCACAUAACAUGAUUUUGCUGCUAGAUUUACUUGCAACUGAAAAAUCAAUUGAACUAUGCGGACAUGCAUUGAAUGCUCUUGCAGACUUGGUUCGAUUAAUCAGCGUAUCUCCAGAUGCUCUUGCACAAUUUCUUCCAGGAAUCGUGUCAGGUAUUGUCAAAUAUAUCCUCAUAGGUGAUGAAAAACGGCAUCAUUCGCUUUUUGUUGGAUGUUUUGUUGUUCUUGAAUUGUCUAUCCAAGGCACGCUCAGCGAUACCAUGUCAACCUCGUUUAUGGUUAAACAAGAUACAGCAAAAGAAAUUCUGGAGCAAAUUGCAAGUAAAGUAGAUUUAAACCAACUCAAAUCUCUCACUCUGCAAGAUGACUCUGCGUCGAGUAAAGAGGAUAAAUCAAAAUCCCAGUUGAAACACAUUGCGCCUCGUACUGCUAAUUGGUACAAGGUAAAUUCAAACAACAUUUCCGCCAUUCUGCCCAAAUUAGCCAAACUUAGAUUGCAUCAAAACCCGAUUGUUCAAACAGCCUUGCUAGACUUUUCAACCCAAUUAUUCAUAUCAUGCACACAAUCACUAUCUGGCACAGUUUCGUUUUUUGUGGACAACAUCAUUAUUUUAUGCUCUCUGCUUCAAUCAGAAACUUUAAAUAACAAAUCAAAAAGUGGAAAUGAUUCCCUGCAUUUGGCACAACACCAAUUAAAUACACUUCAAACAACUCUUCAAAGCUCAAUGGCUACCACUCGUGUUUUGACAGAUCGGCUAUCGCAACUACUAGAUCAUUUGCCAACACAGCUUACAUCAACUAGUGAAACGAUUCAGCUUGAAACACUGCUACUCAUCAAUGGAUAUAUUCGUCUUUUAGAAAUCAAGGCCGCGCCGAUUAUUCAGGGUAGUAUUAACCAGGUUGUAAAGGCAUUACUGAGUGUAUUGGUAUUUGAAACGAAUGGCGUGCGUAUGGUUGAAAGCCGUCAUAGAACACUCGGUGCAGCAUUAACAUUGAUGGAGUCGGUGUCGGCAUCAAAUGCUUUUGAUCAAGACAUGUCAAUACCUGCACCUCAAAGACACUUUCAAACAUUCUAUGAUGAUCGAAUCUUGACUCAGAUAUGUCGCUUGUGUCGACUUUUAGCUUAUUACGGUGAUGCAGAAAUGCUUGUCGAUGUUUUCUCUACCAAGCUGAAUGUUGAAAGGACACAGACGUCCGAGACAAUUGAUCCUCUGCACCAGCAAGUAUCACAGCAACAUUUUUCUGCAGCACUGUUUGUGCUUGGACAGAUUGCAUUAGGAACGCUUGGUGGAGGAUUGAAAGAUGAUGGAAUUGAUGUUGCUGAAUCAAACUCGACGACACGUUUGAGCGCAGUACGGCUUGCGCGGUCAGUUAUUGCAGAGUUUCUCGAUCUAUCUAUUCUGCACAUGCCGACCAACAUUUCUGAAAAACGGUUGUUUUUGGAACCUGAAGCACCAACACAUCUUAUUAAAUCAAAUCCAACAUAUAGCAGGAACUUGCAGCUUCAGCCAACUGUUCGAGACUUUAACCAUGUUAUUAUCUGUACCAGUUUGGUUUUAGAGGGCCUUGGAAGAUUGGCGGAUGUAUUGACGCCUGAUGAAGCUACACUAAUAUUGAUUGAUGGUUUGUAUCCCAUUUUAGAAAAACUGGGAGAUCGUAGCCACGCAGUAAGCAAUGCGGCAGGAUGGGCAUUGCAACAGUUUGCACAAACAUGCUCGCGCUCGCCUCUUGCAUUCCCAUCUGUUGUUUUGCCAUCAAUAGAUUUUGAAAAAAAGGAUAAUGAGACACUGCCUGCUCAAAUAGGCACAGUCUGUAAGCUGGUACUUUCGCAUAUUGACUAUUUGGUUGAUUCGGUAUCGCAACGCAUCCGUCAUAUUCGUCAUUUUCCUAUGGCUCCCAAAGUCCUGACUGCAGCGAUUCGUGUUACUGGAGUAGAGAUUGUUGGGCCAUUGCUGACAGAUUGUGUGGACUUGCUUAUAGAUGUUUUGGAUGAGCUGGGAACUUCUGGACGUGGUGGUGAUUUGUUACUUCAAGAACUUGACAGUGCGAAUCAUAUAAAAUUCAACAAUGAUUCGAAAAUAACUCAUCGACAUGCUAUUGGGCUACUUGACUCGGAUGAUCCUGGACUGGUCGGUGAAGUUAUUUCCGUUCUAUAUGCAUUGAUUGAAGUCAUGGCCAAUGCACCUGAAUCUAAACGAGCAGCACAGGAUGUAUUGGCCAAACGCUCUGGCAAUCUACUUGGAAAUGUCAAUACUUUUAGAGCUUUAAAUGACAAAUCCAAGCUGAUUCAAGAUACGGAUAUGCACAAGGUUGAUGAUAUUUUGGGUAUCCAGCACUGUUCUGCAGAAAUUCGCGCUUACUUUAUUGAACGACGCAAACCUGUUGAUGACGACGCAGAUAAAAAUGAUUCCCUUUCAGCCAAAGAGUUUUUUGAACAGAGAUUAAAGGAGGCUAAACCCAAUCGUGCCUCAAUUGGAAAUGAGAUGGCAGAUGAGUUGUCUGAACCUACACAAAAACCUGAUGCAGAUCCAAUUCCACCCACACCGUUCGAAUCUCUUUCACACCAGAUUUUGUCCAAUUCUGUUCAUUUUUUGUCCUCCGACUCUCCUUUGAUACGAGUGCGUGUUCUUCGCAUGCUUAGAAUGGGAAUUUCCCUUUUGUCUAAUCGACCAUCAGAUCUCAAUCCACUGAUUCACAUUAUAUGGCCUAAAUUGGUUUCCCGUGUAAAAGAUACGUUGCAUUAUGUAGCUUUGGAAGCGGUGCUAGUUAUUGGUGCUGUAGUGAACGUAUCACCAGAGUUUGUCCGCAAGCGAGUGAGUGAUGACAUUAUCCCUAUAUAUGCUCAGCUGUUCAAAUCUUUACAAACCAAAGCAUCCAGCGCAAUUAUGGGCAAAUCCAAAGCGAAUGAAUCUGUGGCAAACGCACGUUCAAGUGUAAAGAGAGAUGUGGUAUCAUUACUACAUCCAACCUCGAUCACCUCUGCAAGAAACCAUAUAUUUGAAUCUAUUGACACAACAACCGUAGAAACGCGUCUUUUUAUGGCAUGUCUAUCCACUUUAGAAAGUAUGUUUGACUCGAUGAUGCUAUUGCGACACGAUAUAGAUGUAUUGGUGACUGCUUUAAUUGGGUUAUUGAAUUUUCGGGUUUAUUCGGUUGACGUAAGGAAUGCAGUGGUUGAUUUGAUUGGAAGAUUUAUACGUGGUGAAAAUAAGAUGCCAGGAAAUAAUGGUGGUAACGAUUGGGUUUGGGCAGUUGUCUGGAUUACUGCUGGUGCAAGUCAGCUUGAGUUGACUGGUGGUUGCCAAGAUAAAGACGUAUUGUUAAAGUCAUUGAGUGUAACAAAUGGUACUAGAGAAGCUUUUGCACCUCCUGGGACUUAUUCCGAGUUUGAUUCUGAACGGCUAAUUCAAGUACUCGACAUGUGUGGCGAACCAGGAGUGUCCGUUGUUUUGAAUGACAAAUGGGCUGAAUGUGAUUUGGCAUUUGGUGGAAGAUGGACUCAAUCAACAUAA
Batrachochytrium dendrobatidis JAM81 is the source of this 4143-nucleotide messenger RNA. RefSeq lists its product as uncharacterized. Gene Ontology annotation, biological process: chromatin remodeling. NCBI's taxonomy places the organism in Eukaryota, Fungi, Chytridiomycota, Chytridiomycetes, Rhizophydiales. Bases 1 to 4143 code for a protein of 1380 amino acids. Gene Ontology annotation, cellular component: cytoplasm. The record is from RefSeq and is a predicted model, not a curated record. The transcript has 2 exons.